CGGUUCCCUACCACGCUCGCAGACGUUCAGAUGAUACGAGAGAUAUCUUGUCCAACCAUGUUUAUAAUUAGUAUUAAUUCAGUGAUUGCUGUCAAUGAGAUUGUGGAGUACCAAUGUGUUAAAUGAACAGCUAGUUGUAUAUCGAACAUUAUUUCAGUAUUAAACAAAUCGAAAUCCAUACACAAUGGAAUUACACAGUGUCAUAAUUCAAGUAGGCCUCAUAUGUCUGCUAAUAUGCAAAGUAUACUGCAUGAACUGUGAUCGUAUGUCUGUGAACGUCCUAAAACCAAAAAACAUAAAUGAUAUAGAUAGAUACAUGAUAGCGAUACAUGGAAAUCCAAAAAGCUAUGCUCCUGGUCAACGUUACAAUGUAUCCCUAAAACUAAGCGAUGAUUCUCCUGCUUAUAAGAAAUUCAAGUGGUUCAUUUUGACGGCUGAGUUUGAGAGCUCGCAACAAAAUGGACACGCUGGAAAAUUCGACAUUGUAUAUGGUGCAGAUGAGGUAUUGGCUACGUUCAGCAAAUUUUGUCCUAAUACUAUCGUUGAAACCAGUGAGAUACCGAAGACAGAGGUUCAGGUUUAUUGGACAGCCCCACCAAGGGACAGUGGCUGUAUAGUUCUGAAAGCUACAGUUAUAGAAAGCAGAGAAAGCUGGUUCAGUGAACAUGGUAGAUUAACUAGAAGAUUGUGUGAAGAAUCAGAAGAUCAGAAUGUUCAGCCUGAGAGGUUGGAAAAAUGCUGUGCAUGUUCUGAGGCAAAGUAUGAGGUUGCAUUUGAAGGAACCUGGACUAGGAACACCCAUCCCAGGCACUACCCAUCAGAUGUUUGGAGCACAAAAUUCAGCGAUAUCAUAGGUGCAUCCCAUGCGCGGCUGCAUUCAUUUUGGAAAAUUGCCGACUACGCUAGCGAUGGUCUCAAAGAGCUUAUGGAAACUGAAAGCAUCAGAGCUCUUGAAUCAGAGCUGAAAGAAAUGAGCCAACACAUUAGAACUAUCAUAAAGGCAAGAAGUCUUCAGUACCCUAACAUCACCCAAUCAACGUACAGCGUUUUUCGGGUAGACAGCACCAAUCACAGAGUCUCAUUGGUGUCUAAAAUAAUUCCUUCUCCAGAUUGGUUCGUUGGUGUAUCUGACUUCGAACUAUGCAGGAGCAACUGUACUUGGUUAGAAUCAUAUACCUACAACCUCUAUCCAAUUGAUACUGGAACUGACGAUCGAAUAGGAUAUACUAGCCCUGAUCCACCAAAUCCGAACUCGAUACCAAGACCCAUCCUGGAGAUAACGGAGAAUAAUCCCAACGAUCCCAGAUCUCCUUUCUUCAGUGAAGAAGGCGAACGAAUGAACCCCAUUGCCAAACUGCACUUCACCAGACAAAGGCUGUAUGACAAACCAUGUGAGCAUGGAGAGGAUGAAGAUGGGUCAAAAACAACCAACGAGUGUUUAACGACUAAGUGGACACCAUGGACCAGGUGUACGUCCAUUUGUGGACCUGGGAUAUCUGUAAGGACACGAAACUAUACCCAAGAGUCAAGUUUACAGUUUUGCCAGGAAGAAUUGAUACAAAUGAUGGAAUGUGUAGGUGACUGUAACGGUGGCAACCAGGGAUCAGAGCAAGAAGAAGAUGGCUCUAACGCUGUUACAGAGUCGGUAGAAGCCUUCCCAGCAGGAGAUACGCGUUGUGCUCUCGGUAACUGGACAGAUUGGUCUCUAUGCAGUACCACAUGUGGCAACGGAACCAAGACUAGAUUCAGACAGUUCCGUUAUCCUGAAUUCGCACGCAAUUGCGAAGGGCUGGAUGAAUUAGAGUUGUUGCAAAGCGAUGAAUGUAUUGGAGAUGCGUGGGGAGAAUGGUCAGCAUGCAAAGUGGAAGGAAACGAAAAGUGUGGCAAAGGAUAUUCUAGAAGAAUGCGGUUGCCAGUUGAUCCUAGCAGGAGACCUCCAAAAGAGGAGGGAGACGAUGGUGAUGAGGAGAUGAAUGAAGAGGACUGUCCUCCAGAGGAGACCAUGGAAUGCGAGGUGCCGUGUGAGGAAAAGGAAAGAGGAUUGAGUCAGGUGGUGACAGAAUUUACGACAGUAUCAGGAAGAGUAGUCGACUGUAAGGUUAGCAAGUGGUCAAGGUGGAGUACUUGUGAUCUGAAGGGAAAACCAUGUGGACAAGGCACUAAAACCCGACAUAGGGAGAUAUUGAGACAUCCAGAGAACGGAGGAGAGGCUUGCCCCCAGCAUUUGCUCAGACGCUCCCAUUGUAAAGUUCGUUGUAAAGGCACUAAGAAGCACAAGCAUCACAAAUCGGAAGAGUUGCAAAACACUACCGAACCACCAGAAAGUGGAGAAGCUGUUACAGAAGAAAGGCAACCACCAAAGGAAUGCAAGAUGAGCAGUUGGUCUAAGUGGACUCCAUGUAGUAACAAUUGCGGUUCGUCAGCAAUACAGCAAAGAACCAGAAGAAUUCUGUACAAGCCACCAGGAAUCACAUCUUGUGGAAAACGAAUAGAACAAAGGCCCUGCAAUCUGCCGGUAGCUUGUAAUAAUGAUGGAGAACCUGUUAUGUAAACAUCUAGGGCUGGCUACAGGCGGUGAGCAGGUGAGGCAGCGGCUUCAGGGCGCAGUGCCAUGGGGGGCGCAAAACUUCAAGUCAAGGGCAGAUUCAGGGUGUCAUAAGAGUCGUUACGAUCAUGACCCCCGUGUGGGUGAAUCCUCCCCGCUCUUCAGUUAUCAGAAAGGCAUUAGCUCCUAGAAACACUGUUGCAGCCUGGUCAAAUGUCAUUCGAACAUCUCAGACAAAUCCUGGACCACCACUUUACCCCCUUUUUAUAGCUUCCUAAAUCCGAAACUGUGACUUAGGCCCGUAUCGUCAGUCGUUCCCACAAUUGUAGGGUGCCUUUAUGGCCUCCUUGAUUGUCAUAGUUUUCUACUUUUCCGUGUCAGCGCUCUAUUUUGAGGUUAUGUCACAAAUAUCUAUUUGCAUCCAAUUGUGCUUGCUUUUGAGUUGUAUCAUGUUUUAUCAGCCUGAAAUUUCCUAAAAUUUGAAAAGAAAACAUAUCUUCACAAUAGGAGAGCACUGACGCUGACACGAGACAGGUGCAAUCUAGAAAUUUUUGAAGGAGAGAAAGGAGUAUGACAAUCAAGGAGGCCAUAAACGCGCCCUUCAAUUGUAGGGACGACUGACGAUACGGGCCUUAGGUCUCCUUCAUUGUCAUACUCCUUUCUCUCCUUCAAAACUUGUCCCGUGUCAGCGUCAGCGCUCUCCUAUUGUGAAGAUAUGUUUUCUUUUAAAUUGUAGGAAAUUUCAGGCUGAUAAAACAUGAUAUAACUCAAAAGCAAGCACAAUUUGAUGCAAAUAGAUGUUUGUGACAUAACCUCAAAAUAGAGUUCUGACACGGAGAAGUAGAAAACUAUGACAAUCAAGGAGGCCAUAAAGACGCCCUACAAUUGUAGGGACGACUGACGUUACGGGCCUAAGUGCCGCCGGGCGCGCAAAUCUCUGGAGCCAGCCCUGUAAACAUCAGAAGUACUAUAAUCAAACUUUCUAGUUCUCUUUUACUUAAAUUAUAUUCGAAGAGAGCGUGUGGUGUUUGUACUUGUAUAAAUUAAAAUGUUUGAUAGCUUUAAUCAUAUCCUACAAAUGUAAGGUUAAUUAUGUAAUCUUAAAUAGUGUAUUACUCACCGAUAUAGACAUAGUUCAAAUAAUUAUUUUAUUUCCACAAUAAAUAAUUCCAGAAAUAUUAUUUCAUUUACUCCUCAAGGAAAUGCUCUCAGCUUAAUGUUUUAUUCAAAAGGCUGCACCAUCAAAAUGAGAAUACUAAACCUAGGUCUAUGGUUAGGUGAAUGGUUUAUGGUAUUUUACGG
This is a messenger RNA of Acanthoscelides obtectus, 3847 nucleotides long. The record is from the annotation of a GenBank genome assembly. Lineage: Eukaryota; Metazoa; Arthropoda; Insecta; Coleoptera; Chrysomelidae.